Molecule: messenger RNA, 2367 nt
Organism: Lineus longissimus
Lineage: Eukaryota; Metazoa; Nemertea; Pilidiophora; Heteronemertea; Lineidae
Product: transmembrane protein 161B-like
Exons: 3
Coding region: 224-1687 (487 amino acids)
Source: RefSeq, a predicted model, not a curated record
ACAACUUUUUCAUGAAUCAAUUUUGAGCAUUAUGUUUACAACGUAGUUAUUAUAGCACGAAUUAUGAGUCUAAAAUGCCAAAUACUUGCAACUAUUAUGUUAAUCACUGAAAUCUUAGUGUACUAAUUGCUCGCUAUAAGCUAGGUUAUUGCGCCCCUAAACCAACGUACUGACAACGCUACCUCCCCGGAACUCAAACUUUAACGCUUAUUGUAUUCCAAAGAUGGCAGUCCUCGGCGUGCAGCUUGUCCUGACCAUGGUGAUGGCAAGUUUCUUACAGAAACUCUCUCCUCAUUUUUCAUUUGCUCGUUGGUUGUUGUGCAACCAUCUCGUUCGAUACUUGCAUCCAACUGACGAGGAGUUGAAAACUGCUGCUGGUGUACCACAGUCAUAUGGAAAACAAAAUAAAAAUCGCAGGGACAGGCGGCAUGAGAACGAACCACAAGUUAAGAUUGAUACCUUCUCCGUACCCAAGAACAUCGACAUCAAAUUAGAAUGCACGAAAGUCUCUCCCAUUGACCUACUGCCCUUGCAGUUCUAUGCUGAGUUCCAAUGGUUGGUUGACUUCUCGGUUUGUGCACUGUUUGUUUAUUCCCUGACGGAGAUCUACCUGGCGUGGUUCCCAUACUACCAAGAGUUUAACCUGAGUGUACUCUGGUGUCUCUUGAUUGUUGUGUUUGCACUCAAGUGUCUGUUCUCUUUGACUGCCAUGUACUUUCGUAUUGAGGACUCCGGCGAGAAGAUCCUGUGUGUAACAUUCACAUUCUUCUUCUUAACUUUGAGCAUGGGGACCCUCAUAACGAGUGAAGAUAUCUUGGAGUUUGGACUUGAACCUGCCCAUGCUACAUUCAAAGACAAUGCUCAGAAGUUUCUGAAUGACCGUGGAAUGAAUACACAUGGACCAGCUUCAUUGACAACAUUCAAGUUAAUUCUAGCCGUAGUGAGUGCUGUCUUGGGUGGCUUCUUGACCUUCCCGGGAUUACGAUUGGCCAAGAUGCACACUGAUGCUUUGAAAUAUUGUAAGGAGAAUCCAUUCUUGCAAAUGAUCCUGCACAUUAACUUCUGUUAUCCUGCUAUCAUCUGUGCGAUGUGGUGCAAACCAUGGGUGAAGAAUUUCCUCACUGCUACACGUAGUGGUGACCGUCCAGCACUUGUCACAGAAGAGGAAUUUGACACAAUACGAGUGUUAUUAAUUCUCGGUCUCUGCUUGUUGAGAGUUGUACUCGCUACGACCCAUUUCCAGGCUCACCUGAACAUGGCUCAUGAAAGAAUGACAGAUAUGAGGAAGGAAUCCGGGCGUAUAAGUAACAUAGAUGUGAAGAAGCUUAUAGCUCGGGUAUAUUAUUACCUCUGUGUGGUAGCUUUACAAUACUUGGCCCCCGUCCUACUUCUACUGUUCAGUGUGUGUUGUCUAAAAACACUCGGUGGUAUGUCUUGGUGCAGCUUUCUUGAUAUCCCCUUCCCAGUGGCACCAGAGGUCGUGGAAGUGGUAAAUGCGACUGCCAGCAAUAGUAGUUCCAGUAGUGAAACUGUUGCUUACUUCACCAUGUCGUUGACACAGUUACGCAACGUGUUCACUCCUGUGUGGUACCAGGGCAUAUUUUCGUACAUCUGCUGGUGGAUCUGUUCAUGCUGGUUCAUCACAAGUGUCUUUGGUCUUGUCUAUUAUCAGUAUUUCAAACGUUAACCCUCACCUUCGGAAAUGCCUCUUUUCUAAGAAUAUAACUGUAAAAUCACUUUCUUUUGCAAGGUGGCUACAUGUAGUAAUGUACCUGCAUCUUUUUGCCUUCUUUGACUCCUGUAAGAACAAUGGAUAAUACACAUUGAUGUCUUGAAACAGACCAUCGAUGGUCACUCCCGCCAAAGAUAGUGAUUUUACCAAGUCAUCUUUUCCUAUUUGUAUUUGACUGAUAUAAGGACUUUGGUUAUAUUUAUCAAAGUGCCUUAGAGUAGACUAGACCUGGACUUGUGUUAAUUUCCCAAUCAGUAAUUCAUAGAGUGGUUGGUGUCAAGUUUUAGUGACGAUUCCCUGCAUGUGUGUGUUCCCCGUGUGUGAUUACAUUAUCAAUAAGUUGACACAGAGAUGUGCAUUUCAAACCUUGACUGCCAGAUUGAUGUACAUGUACGGAACAUCUUCUUAAAAGUACUGGAAAAACCAUCUAUUGUAAACCAGUUUAUGUCGUAUGGACUAUUUGAGCACUAUUUCAUAGCAUGUCUUGGGUGCCAGGUUGUCAUGCUUCGAAUUAAUACUACGUAGAUAGGUUGUGUCUGUGCUUGUUUUCAAGAUGUAGUACCCGUCUUUGUCAUCCAGUUGUUGUGUAUGUCUAAAGAUGGUUUUAUUAUACUUAUCAAUAAAUUUUUAUGGUU